CUUAUUUUCAAUAAGGAAGUAAGAAGCCGUUUCACUUUGAUUCUAUCUAGCGUUGCUGUGCAGUAAUACUGUAUAGGAUAGGUAGGUAUUAAAGAAAAAACGAACGGAAACACUCCAGAUAUGGCAAAUAAAACUACAAAAGAAACUAUUGUAAACAAAUUUGGUCUAAAGCUCACUGGGACCAAGGUGGAGACAGAGCUCGACAAACUCAAAAAGGAAAACGCUUUCCUGAAAAAGACCUUGGCUGAUAGGUCUAAUCAAAAAUCAAAGGCGCCUGCUUCAGAAGAGAGCAAGCUUUUAGAGAGAAUAAUUUCCCUUGAGACGUUGCGUGAGAGAAACUCCCAGCAGCUCUUGACCAAGGACCAGGAGAUAGCUAAACUGCGACAGCAGCUUCAGGCUAAGGGCGGUGACAUCGUAGCCUCGCUUCAGUCUCAGCUUGAGCAAAAGACCAAAGAAGCGGAGCGGAGAGAGAAUCUGGUGCAGUCUCUCACGGAGGAGACCCGAAACGUGAAAAACAAGUUGGCCGCCAUCUCUUCCAGGUGUCAGGAGCUGGAAAACAGACAUGGUAAAAUAGAAGAUCCAGGUAUACAGGGCUCGCGUGCUGAUGGCCAGGUUCCGCCUGGUGAUGUCGCCAUAGUCCAGGAACACCUGCGUGAUGCUCUGGAGAAGAACCAGCAGUGGCUAGUUUAUGACCAGCAGAGAGAGUCCUAUGUGAAAGCAGUGCUGGCACGGGCAGCAGAGCUGGAGCAGCAGCUGAAUCAGGCCAGCCAUGCACUCCAGCAGCAGCACAAAGAGGGCCAUUCAGACGAUGAGAAGUACACCCAGAUGCAGGAGCACUACGCCCAGCUCCUGCUGAAGGCCCAGACUGACCUGGAGUCUCAGAGGGAGCAGCUGGCCCAGGGGCAGGCUGUUCUGGCCGAUCUGAGGAGGAGGUAUGACGACCGAGCCAGGGAGCUGGACGAGGCCCGGGAGCAGCUGCAGGGGGAGAGGCUGAGCGUCAGGAGGAGCGUGGAGGAGGAGAGGAGGGCCUCCUCCCAGAGGAGCGACAGGCUCAGGGCCGAGCUGGAAAACAUGGAUACCAGACUAGCAGAGGAGCGCAAGAGGUCUGCCGACCUGCUUUUACAGGUUAACAAUCUGCAGAAAUCUCUGCUGAAUCAACACGAAGGAGAGGGUCGAAUCGCAGGGCUGGAGCAGCAGAUAAUGAUGUCUGCGAAAGACUUUGAGAACGAAAAGCUUGACCGUCAAAGUUUGCAGUAUCAGUUACACAAAGUGCUGAAAGAGCUUCGCAAAGCAAGGGAGCAAAUCGCCAAGCUGGAGUCGACCAAGCAGCAGAAGGAAUCUCGCUUUUCCGAACCCACCUCUUUCGGCAGGCUGGAGUUGGAGAAGCUGUCGAUUGAGGAUCCGUGUUCGAAACACAUGUCCCCUUCUAAAAUCCCAAACCUUCUGGAUGAGAGUUUCCUGGAGUGUCCGGAAUGUCGAACCAAGUAUCCCACCAGUCAGCACCGGGAAUUACUGGCUCACAUUGACGUCUGUCUCAGCCUGUCUCAUUAAAACAAGGGAGCCCAAUGUCUCUAUUUUCCCCUUACUUUUCAGUUUAUGGUGUUUUUAUAGAGAUUUUUUUAUAUAGUGCACAAAGAAGUGGAAAUCUACUGGUUUACUUGUAUCCUUAAAGCUUUUAUUACCAUUCAGUUUUAUUUUAUUUAAAUUGUUUUCACAAAUUUAUAAUGACCUGUGUUUUAUAUUACUGACAAUGUUAUGCCAUGCACGCUCCAGUAAAAUUGACUUUUGUGUGUUUUCUACAUGCAAUGGUAACGUCUUUGAGAUAAUGUAUUUUUAUAUGUAUAAAUCCUUUUUUUUUUUUUUACUUAUGGGUUAUUCUAUAUUUAAGGUAUUUUUCCCCACUUCUAUACUUUUUCAGAUGUGCCCAGAAUAUUAUAAUAAGGUCUGGGUAUAAAAAUAGAUUAAAAGUGUACUCUAUCCUUUCAAAUUGGCUUCUUGGCAUUUUGGUACACUUUGUAAAGUCUGAAAUUUGCCAACCAAAUGUCUAUUUUGAAUUAGAUGGUAUAAUUAAAUCCUGGCAUUAUGCUAUUUAAGGCAGUGGAUUAAGGUAGCUGUUAUUGGCCAGGUGGUGGAUGCCAAGGUUUCCUUGGUGCUGAAAGGCUUUCCGGCAGAAUCUGACCAAUGGGUUUAACUAAGGCUGAGGACAUUUUUUUCAUACGUUUAAAAUUAGUCUCACAUUGUCUUUGAGAACUUGUCCAAAGGUACAGUGUUAAAGGUUGAUGACAUGAUCUAGUGAAGUAAAGCAAUGUUCAUGGACAACAAUUUUCUGCCAGUGGGUGAAAUGUAUUAAAAGGUUGAACUCGGUGUCACUGACUUUGUAAUGGUCUAGAAAUUGUAGUGGACAUCAUUUUUCAUUUUGGUACACUUGUUUCUUGUGAGUAAAGAAAUUUGUAUCUUUGUACUGUUCAAAAUGUCCUGUACACUGUAGAAAAACUGUAACCAAUAAUAAAAUGAAGGGAACUUA
Conger conger (European conger) is the source of this 2524-nucleotide messenger RNA. It is a transcript of the gene cep55l, whose product is annotated as centrosomal protein 55 like. NCBI's taxonomy places the organism in Eukaryota, Metazoa, Chordata, Actinopteri, Anguilliformes, Congridae. Gene Ontology annotation, biological process: mitotic cytokinesis; regulation of phosphatidylinositol 3-kinase/protein kinase B signal transduction. The transcript is spliced from 9 exons. Bases 121 to 1551 code for a protein of 476 amino acids. The record is from RefSeq and is a predicted model, not a curated record.